CGUUCCAUGAUUUUCAUCAGACCGAUGAUACACUUUAGCAGUUGAACACACGCGUAGUGAUCCGUUUGGUUUGUAGGAUAAGCAAAACCGCCAUUCCUAGCUCCCCUUUUCCUCUGAAUUUCAUUGGAAACAAAACCAUAAAACAAACAUCAACAAUCUUUAUUAUAAUCGUCAAAACAAAAACAAAAAAAAAACUCGUACAAUACAAGACAAUCAUUUGAAGAGAAAACCCAUCACUUCCCGACUCAGAUUAGCCGACCCAGGUUGGUCUUCUCAUCGUUUUCGAUCAGUUCUAUGAUACCCACGUGUGUUUUGUUCGUGCUCUUUCAAUUCGUUGAGAAAUUCAUGGUUUUGGGAUGAACCCCAUUUGAUAAUACACGUGAAAAGAUUUGCUUUAUAUGCUUUAGAAGUUGUGAAAGGGUCAACAAGUUGAAGAUGACAAGAAAUUUGUGUAAUCUGCAUUGUGAGUUUCAAGUGAGAUUUUGAUAAUAGUGAAAUGGAAAAAAAACGGAUAGAUGAUUAUGAGCCAGGUCCAGUUCCUUCACCAAGGCCACUAGACAGAUUUGGGUUUGUAAAGCAGGAAGUCAAUAAUUCAUCUGAGGCUUUGACAAAGGGCAGAUCAGCCAAUGAAUAUGAAAGGGAUGAAAGGAGGGUUAGAAAAUGGAGGAAGAUGAUUGGGGUUGGAGGCAGUGAUUGGAAGCAUUAUGUCAGAAGGAAGCCUCAUGUUGUUAAAAGGCGGAUAAGUAAAGGGAUUCCUGAUUGUUUACGGGGCCUUGUUUGGCAGUUGAUCUCGGGAAGUCGGGACCUUUUACUGAUGAAUCCAGGAGUUUAUGAGCAAUUAGUAAUAUACGAGACAUCGGCUUCAGAGCUGGAUAUAAUUCGAGAUAUUUCUCGCACCUUCCCUUCACAUGUCUUCUUCCAGCAGAGACAUGGCCCUGGCCAAAGGUCCCUCUACAAUGUUCUGAAGGCAUACUCUGUCUAUGACAGAGAUGUUGGAUAUGUACAGGGAAUGGGUUUUCUGGCUGGGUUGUUGCUUCUUUAUAUGAGUGAAGAGGAUGCGUUUUGGUUAUUGGUUGCUCUACUUAAAGGAGCUGUGCAUGCUCCAAUGGAAGGAUUGUAUCUGGUAGGGCUACCUCUGGUACAACAAUACCUUUAUCAGUUUGACCGCUUGGUGAAGGAGUAUCUGCCAAAGCUGGGUGAGCAUUUUUCUCAAGAAAUGAUCAAUCCUAGCAUGUAUGCCAGUCAAUGGUUUAUCACUGUUUUCUCAUAUUCAUUCCCAUUCCACUUGGCUCUUCGAAUUUGGGAUGUUUUUCUUUAUGAGGGUGUUAAAAUUGUGUUCAAAGUUGGUUUGGCCCUGUUAAAGUAUUGCCACGAUGACUUGGUGAAAUUACCCUUCGAGAAACUCAUACACGCUCUGCGCAACUUCCCUGAGGAUGCGAUGGAUCCGGAUACAUUACUACCUAUGGCUUACUCAAUCAAGGUAACCAAGCGUUUAGAGGAGUUGAAGCUGGAAUAUGAAAAGAAGAACGGAAAGCUGUUUAGCUCUGCAGAAGCUGGUCGGAAAUAGUUGCUAUAAGUUUAUAAAGAUUUGCAUCCAUAAGAGAGGAACUAAAACCUUACUACUCAUAAUUAAAUGCACACACUAAAGCCCCGUUCAUUUCGUUCUUUUGAAUC
Molecule: messenger RNA, 1674 nt
Organism: Morus notabilis
Lineage: Eukaryota; Viridiplantae; Streptophyta; Magnoliopsida; Rosales; Moraceae
Product: EVI5-like protein
Exons: 9
Coding region: 497-1567 (356 amino acids)
Source: RefSeq, a predicted model, not a curated record